This is a messenger RNA of Silurus meridionalis, 2270 nucleotides long. It is a transcript of the gene scgn, whose product is annotated as secretagogin, EF-hand calcium binding protein. The coding region runs from base 119 to 937 and encodes 272 amino acids. The record is from RefSeq and is a predicted model, not a curated record. Gene Ontology annotation, cellular component: nucleus; dendrite; terminal bouton. Gene Ontology annotation, biological process: regulation of presynaptic cytosolic calcium ion concentration; regulation of long-term synaptic potentiation. Gene Ontology annotation, molecular function: calcium ion binding. The transcript has 11 exons. Lineage: Eukaryota; Metazoa; Chordata; Actinopteri; Siluriformes; Siluridae.
UUCACCCUCCCACUUAGCUCAGACUCUCGGUGGGUGAAACAGCAGUGUAAUUCUAUUACUUCCUCCACUAUAGUUCAUUAUUUCCUCUCUGUAAAAAUAACAAAUUUCACCUCUGGACAUGGACUGCGCUCUGGACCAACUGGAUGCUGCAGGAUUUCUGCGCAUCUGGCAACACUUUGAUGCAGAUGAUAAUGGCUACAUUGAAGGGAACGAGCUAGAUGCAUUUUUUCGCCACCUUCUGAUAAAACUGGGACCUGGGGAUAAGAUAACAGAGGAGAAGGUGCAGCAGCUGAAGGCCAGGUUCAUGUCUGCCUACGAUGUUACAGCUGAUGGUCGCCUGCAGAUUCAGGAACUCGCCAAUAUGAUCCUACCAGAAGAAGAGAACUUUCUGUUGUUGUUCCACCGUGAGGCUCUUCUGGACAACAGCGUGGAGUUUAUGAAGAUCUGGAGAAAGUAUGAUGCAGACAGCAGUGGAUAUAUUUCUGCAGCCGAGCUGAGGAAUUUCCUGAAGGAUCUCUUUCAACAGCACAAAAAGGAAGUGUCCUCUAACAAGCUGGACGAAUACACAGAUGCCAUGAUGAAUAUAUUUGACAAGAACAAAGAUGGCCGCUUGGAUCUGAAUGAUUUAGCUAGAAUCCUGGCUCUACAGGAGAACUUCCUUUUGCAGUUUAAGAUGGAUGCAAACACUCUAGAUGAAAGAAAACAAGACUUUGAAAAAAUCUUCACUCAUUACGAUGUUAGUAAAACAGGUGCUCUUGAGGGACCUGAGGUGGACGGAUUUGUCAAAGACAUGAUGGAGCUGGUCAGGCCAAGUAUAUCUGGACCGGAGCUGGACCAGCUCAGAGUUGUGCUGCUGCGUCAUUGUGACAUGAAUAAAGAUGGAAAGAUUCAGAAGAAUGAGCUGGCCCUGUGUUUAGGGGUGAAAAUUAAACCCUAGUAUCUUAGAUGGAGUUAAUUACGCAACAUCAAUCUGUGGGAGUGUUUAUUACAAAAAUGUGUGCUUUUUUAUAAUCUGUUUAAAUACUGUUACAGACACAUGCUAAUAAUUUCAUGUUUUUAACAGCGUUGUUCUGACAUCACUGGUCCUGGGGUUCAUUUAACAUCAGUUUUCAGCAGAUGCUAUAAUAUCCAGGAGAAAAAAACUGUCACUCAUUACUCACCUUUAUUUUGUGUUUGUGUGUGUGUGUGUGUGUGUGUGUGUGUGUGUGUGUGUGUGUGCAUGUGAGUGUGCAUGUGAGUGCAUGCGUGUGUGUCAGCACAAAGCUGCACAAACAAACAACAGCUGUAUUCCGGAGCUUCUUCAUUUUUGUUAUGAUAGCUACAGCAUUCAGUUUAAUAAUAAAUAUGUUUCGGGCUUCAAAUUGUUUAUUUCUAAACAAGCUUAUACAAACUCAUUACCUGUAACCGUGUUAUUUUUCCUCUUCUUUACACACAUCCUAAUUUGUCCAAAUGUCACCACCUUUUUAAUGCUAACUAGCUGAAUUGUUCACUUAGUUGAUAUUAUUGUAUUACUCCAGCAGCACAUAGUUAAUAAUAAUAGCUAGCUAACACUAAGCAUGUGUGUUAAUAAAGAUACAGGAGAGAGAGAUUGAAACCUAUAAAAUACUUUUGUAGUACUAUUUCAGCUCCUAAUGAGAAUCAGCCUAAUGGAAUUGAUCUGGAUUUCAUGGUCCCUUAACUACAGUUUAAGUCCAGGAACGGAUUCAGUUUCAUUACUUGCCAUGUGUUAAUGCUAACAAAAUCAAUUGAAGUGAAUAUAAUGCUUAAGUUAGCUGUGUUGUUCAUACAAAAUUCUGACUGAUUUAACACAAAAGAUUUAUUUUCACAAUUACCCAUGCCAGAUCUUCAAUUCAUUUGAUUGCACACAGCAAUGCUAAAAUAUCAAUCAAUAGCAAUCAACAGCAAAUCCCAUCAUUCUGUUCAUUGUAUGACGUUUCCAUGACAGAAAUAAAACAACAUGAUGGACAGAUAUGAGAAUAAACAUUAGAGAAGCCAUGUAAGUGAUGGUAAAAGUGUGAUUAUUAGCAUGUGUCUGUACUGUAGUUUCAAAACAUGUAGCGUUGUUAGCGGUUAGCAAGUGUUUGCAUGUGCUGUGGUUUGAGUGCAGCCCUACAUAUUUAACUGUGUAGAAUUUGUGCAACAUAUUUAUUCUCGACACGCCCUGCCAUUUAUUUCUACACUGAGUGCAUGUUUAAAGAAGAGCAACACAUCUUGUUUUGCAUGUUCUUUGAAGUGGUGUGAUUUUGAAUAAAGAAGGUUGUAGGUAUAAA